UUGUUACAAAAACAAAGAUAUCAUGUCUCCUAAUAAACUCAAUUCUCUAGCCAUUCUCUUUGGCCUUAUUGCAGCCUUAGCAUCCACAAAUUUGUUGACUCCAAACAUCACGAAGCACCUUGUCGAUUUUGUCCCUUCGUCUCUUUGCUCCAUUCCAUUUCUCGUCACUUCUUUAAUUAGGCACAGCCAUCGCCACGGCCACCACCAUCAUACAGACGAAGACAAGCCUGGCAACAAGACCAACAUAUGUGACAAUUUCCCACCCGAUUUCCCCCCUCCUGACACCAACACAACGUCGUUUUUCUGCGUGGAUCGUAACGGAUGUUGCAAUUUUACCACUGUCCAAGCAGCUGUGGACGCGGUUGGUGUCAUGAGCCCCAAAAGGAACAUAAUUUGGAUUAACAAUGGGGUUUACUUUGAGAAAGUAACGAUUCCAAAAACAAAACCUAACAUCACAUUUCAAGGGCAAGGCUAUACAUCAACCGCAAUCGUGUGGAACGACACUGCCAACUCCGCACAUGGCACCUUCUACAGUGGCUCUGUUCAAAUCUUCGCCCCCAACUUUAUCGCGAAAAACAUAAGUUUCAUGAACGCGGCUCCAAUGCCCGAGCCAGGAGCGGUCGGAGCGCAAGCAGUGGCCAUCAGAAUCGCGGGAGACCAAGCGGCCUUCUGGGGGUGCGGGUUCUUCGGAGCCCAGGACACGCUCCACGACGACAGGGGCCGCCAUUACUUCCGAGACUGCUACGUCCAAGGCUCGAUCGACUUCAUCUUCGGCAACGCCAAAUCCAUGUAUCACAACUGCCACUUAGUCUCGAUAGCGAGCCCGGUCGCGGAGGGCACCAAAGGGAUAAACGGAGCCGUGACGGCGCAGGGCCGCGCCUCCAAGGACGAAAACAGCGGCUUUGCGUUCGUCAACUGCAGCAUCGGCGGCACGGGCAGGAUCUGGCUCGGCCGGGCCUGGCGCCCGUUCUCCACCGUCGUCUUCGCCUUCACGACGAUGUCGGAUAUCAUCGCGCCGGAGGGGUGGAACGACUUCAACGACCCUGCUAGAGAUCAGUUAGUCCCAAUAUUAACUACGAGAAAAAAUUCCCUAGUCCAUCCACACCACAUGGCAAUCUUAUUUGGUAUGCCUAACUAA
Messenger RNA from Salvia hispanica, 1138 nucleotides. NCBI's taxonomy places the organism in Eukaryota, Viridiplantae, Streptophyta, Magnoliopsida, Lamiales, Lamiaceae. The record is from RefSeq and is a predicted model, not a curated record.